AUGUUCACGUCUGCAGCCAUCCCCGCCCUAAAAUCCGGUCUUCCGUUCGCCGGAGUAGCCGGCCGCAUCAAGGCCUCGGCCCAGGCCGCCCCCCUCGCCCGGAAACCGCACACGCUCUACGAGGUUCUCCGCGUCAAGCAGACGGCCUCUGCGAUGGAGAUUAAAACCGCCUACCGCUCUCUCGCCAAGCGGUACCAUCCCGACGCGUCCCCCGGGAGCUCCGGCGCUUCCGGCCAGGACUUCAUCGACAUCAACCAGGCCUACGCCACGUUGUCCGAUCCGGCCGAGCGCGCGCGCUACGACCUCUCCAUUGGCGUCGCCACGUGGCGAUGCCGCGCGUCGCCGGAAGUCGGCGAUUUUGAAGGCCGGUUUCGCGUCCGGCGGUGGGAGACUGACCAGUGCUGGUGA
This is a messenger RNA of Nymphaea colorata (pocket water lily), 408 nucleotides long. Its product is annotated as chaperone protein dnaJ 11, chloroplastic-like. NCBI's taxonomy places the organism in Eukaryota, Viridiplantae, Streptophyta, Magnoliopsida, Nymphaeales, Nymphaeaceae. Bases 1 to 408 code for a protein of 135 amino acids. The transcript has a single exon. The record is from RefSeq and is a predicted model, not a curated record.